Molecule: messenger RNA, 1578 nt
Organism: Elephantulus edwardii (Cape elephant shrew)
Lineage: Eukaryota; Metazoa; Chordata; Mammalia; Macroscelidea; Macroscelididae
Product: butyrophilin subfamily 1 member A1-like
Exons: 7
Coding region: 1-1578 (525 amino acids)
Biological process (GO): T cell receptor signaling pathway; regulation of cytokine production
Cellular component (GO): external side of plasma membrane
Molecular function (GO): signaling receptor binding
Source: RefSeq, a predicted model, not a curated record
AUGGCAGUUUCCCCAAACUCUUGCCUCCUCAAAUGUCUACUCACCCUCGUCCUCCAGCUUCCCACCCUGGAUUCAGCUCACUUUGACGUAAUUGGACCCCCGGAGCCCAUCCUGGCUCUGGUGGGUGAAGAUGCUGAGUUGCCCUGUCAUCUGUCCCCAAACGUGAGCGCUGAACACAUGGAGCUGAGGUGGUUCCGGAAGAAGGUCUCGUCUGCAGUGCUGGUUCACAGAGACGGGCAAGAGCAAGAUGGAGAGCAAAUGCCCGAGUAUCAAGGAAGAGUCACACUGGUGAAGGACCACAUCACCGAGGGGCGAGUGUCUGUGAGGAUCCACAAAGUCAGAGCCUCCGACGAUGGAGAAUACCAGUGCUUUUUCAGGGAAAAGGAAAGCUAUGAAGAGGCGAAGGUGCAGCUGAAGGUGGCUGCUCUGGGCUCUGAUCCUCACAUCCAUAUGGAAGUUCAAGGGAGUGGUGAGAUCCGACUGGAAUGCUCCUCAGUUGGAUGGUACCCAGAGCCCCAGGUGCAGUGGAGAACGCCCAAGGGAGAAAAAUUUCCAUCCACAUCAGAAUCCAGCCAUCCUGAUGAGGAAGGCCUGUUUACUGUGGAAGCAUCACUGAUUAUCAGAGACAAUUCCUUGGAGAAUGUGUCCUGCAGCAUCCAGAACCCCCUUCUUGGCCAGGAGAAGGAAGUAGGAAUUUCUAUACCAGCUCCUUUCUUUCUGAGGCUGACUUCCUGGAUGGUAGCUGUGGCUGUAAUUGUGAUACUCCUAGGACUUCUCACCAUUGGGUCCAUAGUUUUCACUUGGAGAUUAUACAGGGAAAGAUCCAGAGAGAGGAGAAAUGAAUUCAGCUCCAAAGAGAAACUCCUGGAAGAACUCAAAUGGAAAAAGGCUACAUUGCAUGCAGUUGAUGUGACUCUGGAUCCAGACACAGCCCAUCCCCAUCUCUUUCUGUAUGAAGAUUCCAAAUCUGUUCGACUGGAAGAUUCACGGCAGAAACUGCCUGAAAAUCCAGAACGAUUUGAUUCCUGGCCCUGUGUGUUGGGUCGUGAGGUCUUCACCUCAGGAAGACAUUACUGGGAGGUGGAGGUGGGAGACAGGACUGACUGGGCUAUUGGAGUGUGUCGGGAGAAUGUAAUGAAGAAAGGGUUUGACCCCAUGACUCCUGAGAAUGGAUUCUGGGCUGUGGAGUUGUAUGGAAAUGGAUAUUGGGCUCUCACCCCUCUCAGGACCCCUCUCCCAUUGGCAGGAGCCCCCCGCCGGGUUGGAAUUUUCCUGGACUAUGAAGCAGGAGAUACCUCCUUUUACAAUAUGUCUGAUGGGUCCCUCAUCUAUACUUUCCCUAAGGUCUCUUUCUCUGGCCCCCUCCGGCCAUUCUUUUGCCUAUGGUCCUGUGGUAAGAAGCCCUUGACCAUUUGCCCAAUCACUAAUGGGUCUGAAGCAGUCACUGUAGUUUCUGAAACUGGGGAACUUUCUAAGGACAUUCCACUGUCCCCCAUGGGAGAAGAAUCUGCCUCUGGUGACACAGACACCCUGCAUUCUAAACUGAUCCCUUCCCAACCCAGCCAAGGGGCACCUUAA